Messenger RNA from Mus musculus (house mouse), 2234 nucleotides. RefSeq names its product protein kinase, membrane associated tyrosine/threonine 1 (gene Pkmyt1). The transcript has 7 exons. Bases 1029 to 2105 code for a protein of 358 amino acids. The record is from RefSeq and is a predicted model, not a curated record. Gene Ontology annotation, biological process: negative regulation of G2/M transition of mitotic cell cycle. NCBI's taxonomy places the organism in Eukaryota, Metazoa, Chordata, Mammalia, Rodentia, Muridae. Gene Ontology annotation, molecular function: protein serine kinase activity; protein serine/threonine kinase activity; protein kinase activity. Gene Ontology annotation, cellular component: Golgi membrane; membrane; Golgi apparatus.
GGGUAUGACCCGAGCCGGCCCGAGUCCUUCUUUCAGCAGAACUUCCAGAGGCUCAGCCGCCUGGGUCAUGGCUCAUAUGGAGAAGUCUUCAAGCCUUCCUCUCUAGGACUGAACAACCACUCUCCAUCCCAAGAUCAAGUACCUUCAAGAGCUACCUCAUGCACACUGGCCUCUUGUCCAGGCCUAGCACAGCCCACAGCAGUUCUCUGCUUUCUGCCUGGAGAUGGCUGUGCUGGCGCGUCCAUGGCUGGGUCUGUCUGACCUGGAGCUAAUCCCACACCAUAUUCCCUAGGCUAGCAGGUUCAAAAGCUGUUCCUCUCCUUGGCUCAUCAUCAUCUUCUUUUCUAUUUUUUUAAAGAUUCACACACACACACACACAUACAGAGAGAGAGGGAGAGGGGGAGGGGGAGAGAGAGAAAAAAGACAGAGAGAGAGAGAAAGAAACUGUCUUCAGAAACACCAGAAGAGGGCAUUGGAUCCUAAUACCAAUUGAAUGGUGGGAAUUGAACUCAUGACCUCUGUAAGAACAGUCAGUGCUCUUAACCACUGAACCAUCUCUCCAGCCCAUCAUUUUCUUUAAUAUGGUUUUAAUUUUCCAAUUACAUUUCUCCUAAAAUAGUAGCUUUCCUUUAUGCAAGCAUUAUUGAAAAGCAAUUUUAUUUAAAAUGCAAGCGGCACAGACCCUUUUCCUCUGUAGAGGAAAGCCUGGACACAGCAGAGACACUGUCCGUGGUUUGGGGGACUACCAUUUCCUCUUAGCACUGGACCCUGGUCAUAGCACAUAGGUCUACCCCACCUCCUCUGUUGCUGGGUCUCUGAUGCACCGUUGUGCAGUGGACAUGCAUGUGUCCAGUUAGUUAUCAUUGCACGCAGAGGUCUAAGGCUGACAUGGAUUCCCCUACGUUGUGAAAUCAGGACAGCAUUCUUUGAUUGCCCCAUCCCCUGCCCCCACAUCCUGCUUCUGGGCAACACCUCCCUUCCAGGUGCGCUCUAAGGAAGAUGGGCGACUCUAUGCUGUUAAGCGCUACAUGUCGCCAUUCCGCGGCCCCAAAGACCGAACUCGUAAACUGGCUGAGGUAGGUGGCCAUGAGAAAGUGGGGCAGCAUCCACACUGCGUGAGACUGGAGCGGGCCUGGGAGGAGGGUGGCAUCCUAUACCUGCAGACAGAACUCUGCGGGCCCAGCCUGCAGCAACACUGUGAAGCCUGGGGGGCCAGCCUGCCAGAGGCCCAGGUCUGGGGCUACUUGCGGGACAUUCUUCUGGCUCUGGACCAUCUACAUAGUCAAGGCCUAGUUCACCUUGAUGUCAAGCCUGCCAACAUCUUCUUGGGCCCCCGGGGCCGCUGCAAGCUGGGCGACUUUGGACUACUGGUGGAGCUGGGUUCAGCCGGUGCUGGCGAGGCCCAGGAGGGAGAUCCUCGCUACAUGGCCCCAGAACUGCUGCAGGGCUCUUAUGGGACAGCAGCAGAUGUGUUCAGUCUGGGUCUCACCAUCUUGGAAGUGGCCUGUAACAUGGAACUGCCCCAUGGUGGGGAGGGCUGGCAGCAGCUGCGCCAGGGAUACUUGCCCCCUGAGUUCACUGCUGGUCUGUCUUCUGAGCUGCGUUCUGUCCUCGCCAUGAUGCUGGAGCCUGACCCCCAGCUUCGAGCCACAGCUGAGGCCCUGUUGGCCUUACCCAUGCUGAGGCAGCCACGUCCCUGGAAUGUUCUGUGGUAUAUGGCUGCGGAAGCCCUAAGUCGAGGCUGGGCCCUGUGGCAGGCCCUGGUCACUCUGCUCUGCUGGCUCUGGCACGGGCUGGUGCAUCCUGCCAGUUGGCUGCAGCCUCCAGGCCCACCGGCCACACCACCUGGCUCUCCACCUUGCAGCCCCCUCCUGGACAGCACCCUCUCCAGCAGCUGGGAUAAUGACAGCAUAGGUCCCUCACUCUCCCCAGAGACCGUCCUGUCCCGGAUCACUAGAAGAACCUCUACCCCUCGGGGCAGGUACAUACCUAGGGAUGCCCUGGACCUAACUGAUGUGGACUCAGAGCCUCCAAGAGGUCCCUGCCCCACCUUUGAGCCAAGGAACCUCCUCAGCCUGUUUGAGGACUCCCUAGACCCAGCCUGAGCACAGGCCCAGCCAGCCUUGGUGCUUUUAAACCUCUGACCGUCUUGCCCACCUCUCCCCUGAAACUUCCGUGUCUAAUAAAAAGUAAUGCGUCUUGGGAACACCCAAGGUUGCUCAUGUGGCAGCAUA